CAAUGUGUACCUUACACGCCAUAGCGACCCGUUCACGCGGCGUACAACACACUACAUGCAACGGCCCAUAACACAGUCCCGGCGAAUUUUGUUGGGACAGGGAACGUGUUUGUGUUUGGUGUUUCGAUGAAUAUGAACGCCUAUCAGGCAACGGACAGGUCGGCCUAUAGGUGGUUUUAAUUUGUGAGACACGAGAACGUGAUUUCAACUAUCCAGCAGGCGACAAGGAAGAUCCCGUUUGAAUGAGUGUGAGCAGACGACAGUUGGCGAAGUGAGACUUGGCAGUGUUUCGUUUUUGACAGAGGUUUAUUGCGACGAGAUAUGUAUGCACAUUUUGUGAAAAAUUACGAAUGAAUUCUACCAGUGAUGUCGACUUGGAUUCAUUGUGAAAUUGUGCCUUUGCCAAUUCUUCGACGGGCUUUGGUUAUAUGAGCUAUGAAUAAUUCUAUGAGCUCCUGACGUGUGUUAUGCUGGGUAGGCCUGAGACCUUUGCCAAGAAAACGAUUUAUCCGACUCGAGGAUUAACACACAUGCCUUUGGGUGAGUACUCCUGAUCACAUCUAGCACGGAACUGUGCUAGUUCUGACAAUGUGAAUUUUCGUGAUUGUGGGACUUUCAAGUUGUAAUUGAUUUUACCCCGAAUGCACACCAAAGGAUAAACAUUUCCUUGAAGUAAGUGAAAAGGAAAUCCAUGAACAAAGCCAUGGAGACUAUAAGAGAGGAACGUAGGUUGGACGGUGAAGCCGAUGGUGCCUCAAAAUCGGACUCCAUUUUGUUGAGGUUGAGCCAAGGGUAUCGGCGAAGCAAAGCAGAACAGAUUCUUCGACUAUUGAAGGACCAAGAGGCACUGAAUUCUAAAUUCAAGGAAUUUGACCUGAAUGAAACCCCGAAGCAGGACGACGGGAACGACAGUGAUAACUGGAGUAUAGCCGGAAGUGACGCAUCCUCGGUGGCGGAACUAGAUGUCAAACCGGUGAAAAAGACUCUGAGAAAGCAAAAAAGUGGCCGAUCCAAAACCUCGAUCGGAUUUCGUUUGGAGGAGCAAUGUUCUGACUUUUCUAGCGACUCUGAUUUCGGGGACUGCAAUAUGCGUUACGAGGAAAAGACCCCGAAAUCUAAACUCACUAGACAUAAAUCUAUGAAUGCUAGGACCUAUGUGAGGGGUAAUGUGGAUGAUAAUUCUUGUGAUACGAAACAAGCUACUGAAUUUGAUGUAGCUUCUGUGAAAUCGUCUCGUCCAAAAUCAAGCAUAGUGUCUUUUUCUGCCCGAAGCAGACGAACCCUCGUGCCCGAAUCCAGCAUUCACGUUCCGCAGUCUCCACGGACAGACGACGCCGAGGUGAACAGACAGCGGAAGAGAAUUUCAAAUGUCAAGGUGGAUCCUCUUUUCCGAAGAACUGGAGUCCACGGGUUUGGUGAUUCCCUCGAGAGGAGAGACAGUGUAAAAUCAGAACUUUCUCACGCUCCUUCUCCAUCAAACCUAACUCCUCGACCGUCUCCUAGGAAAAUAUCUACGGUUGAACAGGGGACCCUGGACAGAUCACCCUCUCUGUCAUAUGACCAAGGCCGCGCUAUUCAAAGUAGGCCAGUUGGAAGGUCUACAUCUUUCGCAGAGAGAGGUAAAUAUGCAGAUAGGGCAUCAAGGCCUUCCAGAAACAUCCUGUCUGUCGAUAGUCACCCUUUACAAAACCAGCCAGAGUCAUCCUCGGGUAUUUGUGGUCUUCGACGUCCAGCGCCUUUACACGCAUCUUCUGGGGAACCUUCUCUAGGAGGCAUCCGGAGGCCCAUUUCUGGAUCCAAGAAGACUCGGAAAUAUGGAGACGUGUCCAAGUCUUCCGGGAGAGCAUCUUUGAACAUGAUAUCAGACCGAACGCAGCCUGUUGCUGUGAUGAAGCUUCCCCCAUUGGAGGCUUCACUGAAGAAGACAGUGCCGGAGCGGGAUCUCUUAUGCUAUGGCAAAGAGGCCAUGGUAUAAUUACACCACUGUGUAUACUGAUACCACUAUUUACUAUUGGUUAUAAGGACAACACUGCAUUUACUAUAACAACAACGGUGUCGUUAUUGUCUGAUAUUGAUUUUUAAAAUGGGAGGAUAUUCACUGCAGAUUGGAUUGCCUAUAAGAAACAGGAAGCCCCCGUGAAUAUCGAACAUAACUCGAGUAAUCAACAGUGCGAAACAAGCGGAGUGCCGUUAUUAGAUUGAUAAGGACUCUAUAGACUCUAUGAUGUUAUAUCGCCUCAAAAGAUAUUUGCUGUUCAUGAUGCUGUUUUUUUUAUUGCAAUAGAUAAUCAACUGGGGCAAUUUCAGAUAGUCCGUCUUACAAAUGAGCCCUCACGAUCUACUCGAAGUUCUCGACUUGGAUUUUCCACGAGACUUCAACAAAUGCAAUUUCUUCAUAUUCUCAGGACCAAUCGUUGAUCAGUAGGACCACCACACCGAAUGUUGACAACGACGUCAAAUGUCGUUCAUGACGCCGAAUGUCUGUGUGGUAUUGGAAUAACCUUGUAAGCACAUGUGAUGAAGAAACGUUGUUGCGUUCACUUUACCACCGUGUACAUCCCAGACCCACAGAGCAGAUUGCCUGAAUGCUGGGACAUAUUGCGUGUCUAUCUUGUGCAGGAAAGGACGAACACAUCGAAAGGUAUACCAACCGUAUCGGACGUAUUCAAUUAUUUCUCACACUUCCAUGUUCGAACUAAUUAUACGAUAAAGUAAAGGUAUGGCUUGAAACUGGGAGGAACUGAUUCACUGAGUAUGAUGUUUUGACACUAUAGUUGUACCUACGUCUCUCGAACGUUUUACUCUUACAGUGUAAUAAUAGGUGUUUGGGUGUUAUCGUUCAUUUAUAUGAACACGGCUGGUAAUUCCAUAAUAACAUUUCUUUGGUUAACGCUUUGUCCCUUUCUUAAAUCGUUCAAGGCUCGUGGAUCAUAAUUUAUCCUUUCCUUUCAAACAGUACCAGAUCACGACACAAUGUUUUCUUAUAUUUUGCUGUUACUCUGUGAAUUUUGUGAUGAGCCUUACAAAAGACAAUGCAUGUGUUAUUGGUCACAAAUCUAGUUUGGAAAUGUAGCACAAUCAUUACUAUACAUGUUUAGUUACCUUGAUUUCCUACAAAUAUACCAAAUAUUUGAACCUGCUUGAAAUACUUGAUAUUGAUGAUUUAUUAAAAUGUGCAUUGACCUCGGGAAAAUGUUACACAGCGAAUAUAUCUGUGAUAUGCAUACACUGUGAUAGACUGAUUUUGAUAAAUGGUCGUAUUUGAUUACGACUCGAGCAUGUAAA
Messenger RNA from Haliotis rubra (blacklip abalone), 3285 nucleotides. RefSeq lists its product as uncharacterized. The record is from RefSeq and is a predicted model, not a curated record. Lineage: Eukaryota; Metazoa; Mollusca; Gastropoda; Lepetellida; Haliotidae. The transcript has a single exon. Bases 692 to 1975 code for a protein of 427 amino acids.